Messenger RNA from Solanum verrucosum, 582 nucleotides. Its product is annotated as dirigent protein 22-like. The record is from RefSeq and is a predicted model, not a curated record. The transcript has a single exon. Bases 1 to 582 code for a protein of 193 amino acids. NCBI's taxonomy places the organism in Eukaryota, Viridiplantae, Streptophyta, Magnoliopsida, Solanales, Solanaceae.
AUGGGGAAAACAAAGUUAGUUUUAUUGUUUUGCUUCAUAGUUGUUAUGGUCAUGCCAAUAGCUCAAGGGGCUGAAUUAGGACCCAAGGCUGUUGAAAAAUGGUUCAAGAAACUUCCUCAUGCAAAGCAAAAGGUAACUAAAUUUCAUUUCUAUUUUCAUGACAUAGUUAGUGGGAAAAAUCCAACUGCAGUUCAAAUAGCCCAGGCCAACAUGACUACCAAAUCCCCAACUUUUUUUGGGUUUGUUGCAAUGGCGGACGACCCACUGACAGUUGGACCAGAGCCCAACUCGACAAUAGUGGGUCGAGCCCAAGGGAUUUAUGGUGCAGCUGAUCAAAAUGAGUCUGGUCUUCUCAUGAACCUCAAUUUUGUGUUCACAACUGGCAAGUACAAUGGUAGCACGCUGAGUGUACUUGGUCGAAACCCAGUAUUUCACAAGUAUCGUGAGAUGCCUAUCGUUGGUGGUUCUGGAGUUUUUCGAUUGGCUCAGGGAGUCGCCACCGCCAAAACCUAUUGGAUCAACAUGACUAGUGGGGAUGCUAUUGUUGAGUAUAAUGUUAUGGUCCUGCAUUACUCUCAUUAG